Messenger RNA from Benincasa hispida (wax gourd), 468 nucleotides. NCBI's taxonomy places the organism in Eukaryota, Viridiplantae, Streptophyta, Magnoliopsida, Cucurbitales, Cucurbitaceae. The record is from RefSeq and is a predicted model, not a curated record.
AUGGAGGAGGUGGCAGUGGUGGUAAAUGAAGAAGUGGUGGUGGCGGAGGCAGUGGUGAAUGAAGAAGAAUUAGGAAAAAGCACUUUGACCUUAGAGACUCCUGAGGUGACUGCCAACGAAGAAACCUAUGACGAACCCUCUAGAAUUGCGGUGGAGGAGAUUGCAGUGGAGACACAACAAGAAGUAGCUGAAGAGAAAAAGAAAAAGAAGAAAAGCAAAGGGAGGAAGGUUGGAGAGGCUGAAUCUUCUCAUCAUCGCAAGGAAAAGAAUAACAAAGAAAAGAAGGAUGAUGACGAAGAUGUGGAAGCCAAGAAGGAAAGGAAGAAGAAGGAGAAGGAAGAAAGAAGAAUGCGUCGACAUGAAGAAAGGCGCCUAAGAAAAGAAGAAGAAAAGAAGCAGAGGGCUGCAAGCUCGGAAAAGGAUGGAGAAUCAACCUCCGUGAGGGAGGAUAAGGGGGAAACAGCACAA